Messenger RNA from Eucalyptus grandis, 1250 nucleotides. RefSeq names its product cysteine-rich receptor-like protein kinase 25. Gene Ontology annotation, molecular function: ATP binding; protein kinase activity. The record is from RefSeq and is a predicted model, not a curated record. Gene Ontology annotation, biological process: protein phosphorylation. The transcript is spliced from 4 exons. Lineage: Eukaryota; Viridiplantae; Streptophyta; Magnoliopsida; Myrtales; Myrtaceae. Bases 6 to 1250 code for a protein of 414 amino acids.
UUUUCAUGGUUAGCUUUCUCGCCCUAGAAACCGAGUCAACCAUUACUAUCAGCGAGUAUUCCUGCCUGAAUUCGAGCACUUUCACACUGAAUAGCACCUACGAGGCGAAUCUCAGGCUUCUCCUUCAAUCCCUUCCCUCUCACACCAACUCGAGCAAUGGAUUCUUCAACACGAACACGGGCAUGGGGGAGCCAAAUGACGCCGAAGCUGUAUAUGGCAGAUUCCUAUGCAGGGGAGAUGUCACCAAGGAAGUGUGCCUGGAAUGUGUGAAAGCUGCUAGUGUCAGUAUCAAAGAGAAAUGUCCUACGGUCAAAGCGGCCAUCCUCUGGUACGACGAGUGCAUGUUGCAGUAUUCUAACCGUAACUUCUUCCCAGCGACGGAUGAAGUGCCUAUUCUGGAAAGUUAUAAUCGGCGGAAUGUGAACCAGCCCACCGAUUUCAUGAAGCUGUUGGGAAAAACAUUGAAGCAGUUGAUUACUCGGGCUGCUAAAAGAUCCGAUAAGAAGUAUGCUUCCAAAGAGGCCCCCGUCAAAGGAUACAGCGACGCUACUCUGUAUACGUUUGCCCAGUGCAGGCCUGAUCUCUCAGCGGCUCACUGCGAGGAUUGCCUGCAGAAUGUGAUUUCGAUUCUCCUGACAAAACAAACUGGGAAAAUCGGAGGCAGAAUCUUGCGUUCGAGUUGCUUCGCCAGGUUCGAGAUAAGCCCGUUCUACACAGUCGAAAAGAAAAGGCAUUUUUCAUCAAGAUUAACUAUCGGGAUCACUGCUGCAACUUUGGCGGUCGGUCUACUUUGUGUCGUGCUCUGGUUUACCCUCAAAAGAGAAAGGAGCAAGAGAAACAAUGUCGAAGAAGAUCUAAAUGUUGGAAGCAAAAUUUCAGAACUACAUUCGUUGCAAUUUGAUGUGGGCACAAUUGAAGCCGCCACAGAUUACUUCUCAAAUGGCAACAAAUUAGGGGAAGGCGGGUUUGGUCCGGUUUACAGGGGUACACUCCCUUGUGGGAGAAGAAUUGCAGCAAAAAGGUUGUCUCAAAAUUCGAAACAAGGCAUGCAGGAAUUCAAAAACGAAGUUGAAUUGGCAGCCAAGCUUCAGCACAGAAACCUAGUGAGGCUAUUAGGAUUUUCGAUGGAAAGAGAAGAAACGAUACUAGUCUAUGAGUAUGUGCCCAACGGAAGCCUCGACCGGCUGCUCUUCGGUUUGUGCCUCACUCUUUUAUCUUCUUUAAAAAUUAUUUCGUUCCACUCAUUGUAG